AUGGAUUCCCACUUCCCUGAGCCCGCGUGGAAACGAAAGCGGCAACCCAUCAACGUCAAUUUAGAACUCAAACUCUUCUGCGCUCUCGUUCAUCUCUUCAAAUACGACAAACUGCUAAUCGAAGCCUACCGAUCUCUCAGCGAGGGACACACUCCCAACGUCCCAAAACAGCUCGAAUUCCUCUGGAGACCCGUCAUUUCCUUCCGAGAACACUGUAGAAGGAAGAAGCAGGAGUUCUGCGCCCACUCCAGUAUCAACUAUAACUUCGCAGCUUCGCAGACAGUCACUGCGUUUCGACAUAACAGCGUUUCCUCGCUCGGUCGAUCCGAAAGCGCGCGACUUCGCCUCGAUUCGCAGUUCCAAGAAGCCAAUCUCAGCUCGCUUCCUUCCGAACGACGCCUUCAAUUGCGUCGCAUUAUGAGUUUCGUAGACGAUGAGGAGCCAUUGCGACCCGCGAAAUCGUCCACUGAAUUGAAGUCGAAAGUGCUGCUGCGAUCGCCUUUGGUGAAAGACAGUCCGAUGGCUGGGAAUCUGGAUCGAAACGAAGAGCGCGAUUUGGUUUAUAUGAUGACGUAUGAAGAUUAUGCCACGCUUUUACUUCAAAAACUGGAAUUGCUGAUGGAGUUAAAUCCGCCUUGGGAUCUCAAUGAAGAAACCAAACGUGGAAACGGAGAAAACGAAACGCUGGUGAAUGGGAGAGAGAAGAUUUUGGCGUCGCUGCGAAAGAACAGCUCGUUGAUGAUCGAAGAGAAGGGAAGCAUUCCCGAGACAAUCGAAGAACUGCUUCUGAGUUGUGUGUAUAAGUAUCUGUACAUCAAUACGACGGUUUCGGUGAAGCAUUUGAAAGAGAGUUUGAUUCGACGGACGAACAAUGCGAUGAAUAAGCGUCGAAUCUUCACCGAGGGCAUUCAAUUUAUGCAACAAAUCGCCGAAUUCCCGCAAGCCAGUCGUCUGUUUUUGCUCGGCAUCUUUCACGAAAUGACGGUGUUUUCGAACCGUUUUGUGGGCGGAUAUCACACAGGACGACGGAGACGCGAAGGAAGCUACGGAAUUGAUUAUUUGGAAAACUGCGAAGGCGCGUCGCAUGACGUGAUGAGGCAAUUAAUCGAAUCGUUACAGCAAUUCUGUGAAUAUUUGAAAGAAGAAUUUGGAAAAUGCGUGGAUCAAUUGCAGUGGCAUUUAGGCGGUGCGAUUCUCUGGUUCUUGUCCACCAUCGCAUCGCCAAAACUCCCCUACUUUGCAGUGCAGUUGGAUUUGUUGUCCUCUCUCGAAUCCAACAUGUGGAAGCUCUGCAAAUGGUACGAAAUGGCCAACGAUUAUUCGAAAGACCUUCUCAUUUCUCCGGGGAUUUUCUGGGACGCGUUAUCGCAGUCUCCCAUCUCGCUUUCGUCCUCUCAUUUCCACAAAAUGUUCCGCGAAAUCCAAGAAAACAGCACCUACGUCAACAUCCACGAUUCCUUUCCCGGCAUUUUCCCCGCGGCUGUCUUGUCAUUGGCCAAUCAGAUCCGUCUCGCCUAUACCAUUCUGCUGAUCCAGCAGUUCUCGGAUUCGGUGUCGCGUUCGCGAUUGAGUCCAGCCCAAAACAAAGAAACGCUUUACAACUGGACGCUUACCGACGUCUCGAAUCUUUUCAUUCGGCAAAGCGUGCCGUAUCUCUACACCACGCAGCAGAUCUUCGAUCAGUUCGCUCGGUUCUUCGCGCGAAUGCAGCGUGUGAUGCGAGAGCGAUGCGCAGCGUGGCAGCCGUACGCUCCGAUUAGUUAUAACGCGAACAAUACGAUCGGAAACCCUUACACGUGUGUUAAGAAAUACGAUGAGAAAAACAUUAUGCGCGGAAUGAUCGCGACGGACAUGCUCAUCUCCGCCGCGGAAGGCGUGAUCAGUUCCUAUCUCGCGUUGAUGCUGUUCAUCUCGCGGACACGUGCUUCGGCCGUGCUUCCCUGGAAAGAAUACGGCAAUCGCGUCUGGGAGAUGGUUUACUACUCGCCUCGCCAUCAGAAGCUCGCAACGAUGCUACUGCAAUACAUUAUCCCCACCACGGAUUUCAUUCCGCCCGUGUUCGAAUCGCCACAUUGCUCGUUUUCGGAAGUCCCAACCGGCACUCCGGAAACCGAAUCGAUUCGAAAGAACCCGCUCUUGCAGCCUCCUUAUUUCCCUCAAUCCGAGCCCAUUUCCGAAGCCAAGCGCGAAGCGUUCAUUUACUUUUUAUUACAUCUCGUGUCGCACAGCGAUAGCUGUCCCGGCGCGAUGGUCGGCGAGCGAACGUCCUGCGCGUUGUGCUGUGCGUUCUUCCCAUUCAUCUACAACACGCUCUGUCCUUCCUCUCCCGCCUAUUCCAUCCCCGCCAAAGCGUCCUAUCUCGAAGAAGUGCUGAUCACGCGGCAGCAAAUCUUCGUGGGGCUCUGCGCCAUGUACAUCCGACCCGACGGGCAGACCGCCUCGUUCUGCUCGCUCGUCUUCGCGGAGGAAGUCGCGUAUUUGCUCCGUGUGCUCAUGCGCCAAUCGGUUUGGCGUGGACUGACCAUCCGCGUGUUCCAGAACAUUCUCGACUUCGCGGCGUCGCAACUCGAAGAAGAAGAAAGAACAGGACAGACGAUGGGGGCUGCGUUGGGUUUCCACGCGAUGCUGCGGAGCCGAACGCCCUGGUUCUGCAUGGCAACCGCGGUUUUGAAGGUCUUGGGGGCGAUUACCCCGCGGUUAUACGCGGGAUGUCGAAUCCGAAUCCACGAAUUUUUAAUGGAGGGAGAGAACGACAUCUCGACGCUGAUCCACACGGCGUAUCAAAGCCAGGGAACCGGCUCGAUCAUCAAAUACCACCGGUCGAUGGGCGAGGCGUUGGUGCUGCUGGACAAAAUCGAAACGCCUCGGUACAUCAACAAUUACGUGUUCGAUGUGGUGGAUCGAAUCGAGCCUCCGCACGACGAAGGCGAUCAGUUCAAGCAGCUUUUGACCCCGAUUCAGCGAAUCAUCCAGCGCGUCCAGCUGAACGCCGAGCUGUUUUCGCUUCCAUCCGCCGAAAUGCACUUCUUCAACACGUCCGAUCUUCAGCUUUCGCCCUCCGAGCUGCAGAACGUCAUUCUCUUCCUCUACUGCGUGCGUUGCACCAACCAUCUCGUCAUUUCCAACAACUCGUUGGUUCGCUGUCUUCGCACGGAAACCAUCUCGCGCCUCAUCCAAAUCGCCGUUCAGCCGCUUCCCUGCAACGUUUCCUUCAACACGCUGAUCGUUCGUCAAUACUUCAACUGGUUCAUCGAGUAUCUCAUCGAUACGUACGUCGGCUCGGCUCGCUUGUUGCCGAUGGAGCUGCAGAAUGAAGAGGACGGCGAAGUGCUGCGAGGCCGCGAACGCGUCGAUCCGCAGUUUGGAUUCAACAAAGAAUACGACGAGGAAGUUUUAAUGAUGGAAGAACCCGAAGGACCGAAGGUGGUUCGCAACGAAAAACGAAUGAAGGCCGCGGAAGAACUCGCAGCGUUGUGUCGCGUCGAUGUGAAUGUCGCGUAUGCCGUGCUAUUGCACAUGAACGACGAAGAAACCGGCGCGUUUAAUUAUCUAACCGAGAAUCCUCCGUCCGUUCUGCAGGAUCUUGCCAGUCCGUUGCAGAUCCCAGAAGACGAACUGACCAAUCAGGACGAUGCGAUUCUCGCGGAUAUGGAGCUCGGAAUCCGCGAGCAGCUGAUCAGCAAUGAAACUCCCGAAACGGCCAUUACGGAAGAAACGCUUCGCUCGGUGAUUCCUUCCUUCACGCGAUUGCAGCGAUUCAAUCCGUCGCAACUGCAGAACAUGAACAGUGUCAUCGGCGUUGUGGCGUCGGUAACUCCGAAAAGCGUUCUGUAUUCCCCCAUCCCCGAAACCGGCGUGAUAACCGCGAUUACGCCGAGAAAAGUAACGCUGAGUCAGUUAAAUUCGGACAGUGGGAUUCUGCAGGAGAAGAUCUUUCCGAUGGAGAGCGUGGCGCUUCACAAAGAUCGUCUUUUGUAUUAUAUUGGGAACGUGAAAUUGCUUCGCGGCACGACGGGUCGAAUCUGCACGGUGUUGGCGAUGAAGUACAUCCGCGAAUUGUUCAUUUGCUUGCUGUACUACGCGCAGUGCAACGAGCUGGACGUGCUGGAGGCCUGGCCGCUGUCGUGCGACGAUUUGGUUCGACUGACGAAGUACACGUUCGUCUCCAACGCGAACAAUCGAAUCCUGAAUCCGUCCAAGCAAAAUCAAGUCACGCUCGUGAGCUGCCUGUUCCGAAUUCUCAAACUCUCGCUCAAGAAACUCUCCCAGUCGUCCUCGAAAGCCCCGCAGUUGAUGAAAUCGCUCACAGUGGGCGUCUGGACCGAUUCUGCGUCGCUCCUCUCCCCCAUCACGCCCUUCUCGCCAUCCACCUCGUCGAGCAGCAAUCUUCUUCUCCCCAAAAAACACUCCCAGCGCACCUCUUCGAUCCAAUUCAUGGACGACGAGAUGAAAAUGCUCUCCGUGUCGUCGCUCCACCCGCUCUUCGACCGCAACAAAUACGAAGAUCAAGUCAUUCUGCCCGGUGUCGAAGGGCUCCGCGUUGUCUUCGAUCGGCGAUGCAAGCUCGACGCCUCCAACGCCGUUCUGACGUUCUUCCGCGACGAAAACCACGCGGAGGUCAUCGCGAAAUUUACGGGCGAUUCGACGACGUUCUGCCCCUUCACGAUCCGCGGGAAUGAGCUUCGCUAUCAGUUCGAAUCGACCGCGAAAGCGGUUCCCACCUGGGGCUACGCGUUUAUGAUCCAGCCGUUCGAGCACGUGCGUUGGAUUGGAGACAGCGACGUGCUUCAGAGCUCCUGCUUCGACUGGAACUGCUUCGCGUUGGAGCUGGCGAUGGAGAUCUGCAAGGCCAAAAUCGUGUCCAACACGCAGUUCUUCAAGACCGUAAUGCGAAAUCUGAUUGGCUAUCUGCGGAGCAUCGGCAUGCCCUUCAAAUCGCGCGUGAUCGAGCUGCUCAUCCGCCUCCUCUAUUCCUCCCACAUCGCCAUGAGCGAUCUGCCCAACGUCGAGGGAAUGUACUCCAUCGUCCUUCGCUACUGCGAGGAAAUCAACGCCGAGACCGUCGUUCCCGUCCAGCUCCCGCUUCUCAUCGAGUUCUUGGCGUCCUACGCGAACGCUCGGCAGCUCAAAACGCUCUCCAUCCCCGACGACCCCGCCGUUCUGCCUCCCUUCUGCGAGUCCGUUCCGCCCUUGGAAGACUCGCUCCGCACCGCCAUCGAUUCGGUUUAUCUCUUAACGCGCUGCCUCUACUGCCAAACCAUUCCGCCCGCGCCGUUUCUCCAGCAGUUUCUCCAGCUAUCGGGGAAACCGUGGAACCAGCCGAACUUCGAGCAGAUCGUGCAGUGUUUCCGCAGGUUCACGCGACGUUUGGACUUGUCGUUGAUCAGCGCGUUGGAGCAGCGCUGCGCGAAGGACCACGCGACGAUGCUGACGUUUCCGCUCACCGAUUUCGCGCUCACCGACGACGAUAAAGCGCGCUAUUACGGACUGAAUUCGUUCUCUCCGCAGGAAAUCCGCAUGCGAUUAGCGUUCAUUCAGUUCUUCAACGCGCAGCUGCAGCGCGUCGUGCAUUUAAUCGAGCUCGGCUCGCCCUGGGAGGACGGAAUCAACACGUUAGGAAAGCUCCUCGGAGGGUUGACCGGGUAUAUUUUCCCCGCGGUGAAGGAAAACGCGCUGGAAGUGUCGAUUCUGCAGACGACCUACCACGGAAAAGACUGCUAUCCGGUGGUGGAGCUGGACAAUCGCCGCGCGUUUACCGAGUUGGAGCGAAGCGAAAUGGCGGGCGACGCCGAAUUCGACGAAGAAGCGCGGAACGCGAUCACGUCGCAGUGCACGUUCGCUCAGUUAUUCAGACAGACACGCAAGUUUAAAGUGGAUGUUUUGCGCGCGAAACUGGAUUCCCGCGAACGGUUGUUGGCGGUGAAGUACAAGGGGGAGCAGGGCUUGGACUGGGGCGGGAUUUACCGCGACAUGAUGGAGCGAUGCAUCGAAGAUUUGUUUUCGGAUCGGAUCGAUUUGUUCAUUCCGAGUCCCAACGCGCAGAACGAAGAGAAAAACGAGGACGUGACGUUCGUGCCGAACCCCAAAUACCGCGAGAGCAGCGACGCGUUAGCGAUGUACAGCUUCGUGGGGAAUCUGAUCGGGAUCUCCAUCCGAACGAAGCAGUUGAUGUCCUUCGAGCUCUGCAGCGCGAUCUGGAAAACGAUCGUCGGCGACGCGGUGACCAGCGAAGACGUCGAGAGCGUCGAUCGCACUUUUAUCAACACGCUGAACCAGGUGCGCGACUUCGAAGAGAGCGGAGACCCCGAAGACUUCCAGUAUCUCUUCGGAUUGACCUUUUCCGUGCUCGAUUCCGCGGGGAACGAGGUGGAAUUGAUCCCCAGCGGCACGCAGGUGAGCGUUUCCUUCGAGAACCGCGAGAAAUACGUGCAGUUGGCGCUGGAUUAUCGGCUGAAUGAGUGGAAGCAGGCCGCGGAGGCGAUCGCGUCGGGGGUCUACGCGCUGGUUCCGCAGCGCGCCUUGUCGCUUUUCACGUGGGAGCAAUUGGAACGGACCGUGCAGGGCGUUCCGGAAGUUUCGGUGGAAGUGUUGAAGCAGCACACGGUGUAUAUUGGAUGGACGGAGGAGCACGAAGUGGUGCAGCGAUUCUGGCGCGUGAUGAAAGAGCUGGGGAACAAGGAUCGAAGCUCCUUCUUGCGGUUUGUGUGGGGCCGAUCGCGCCUGCCCAAGGUGGUGUGGCCGCGGCCGUUCAAGCUGAAUCACAGCGAGGCGGGGAACGAUCGAUUGCCUAUCGCGCAUACGUGCUUCUUCCAGCUGGAUUUGCCGCAGUACUCGACGGAUGCGAUCAUGCGGGAGCGAUUGCUGGUGGCGAUUCAUUUCGGAGCGGGAGAGUUUUUAUUGCGAUAA
Messenger RNA from Blastocystis hominis, 6906 nucleotides. RefSeq lists its product as hypothetical. The record is from RefSeq and is a predicted model, not a curated record. Gene Ontology annotation, molecular function: ubiquitin-protein transferase activity. Lineage: Eukaryota; Bigyra; Opalinata; Blastocystidae. The coding region runs from base 1 to 6906 and encodes 2301 amino acids. The transcript is spliced from 3 exons.